This is a messenger RNA of Sycon ciliatum, 480 nucleotides long. Its product is annotated as antifreeze protein Maxi-like. NCBI's taxonomy places the organism in Eukaryota, Metazoa, Porifera, Calcarea, Leucosolenida, Sycettidae. The transcript has a single exon. The record is from RefSeq and is a predicted model, not a curated record. The coding region runs from base 1 to 480 and encodes 159 amino acids.
AUGGGAAUCGUCAUUGGAAUUGCCGCCGAAGGGGCUAUCCGAGCAGCCUCUGCAGCUGCUGCGGCUGAAGUAGCUGCCGAAGUGGUUAUCAAAGCAGCCUCUGCAGCUGCUGCGGCAGAAGUAGCUGCUGAGGCAGCGUUUGAUGCAGCAACGGCUCCUGACAAAGGACGUGCCGCCAAAAUGGUUCUGGAAGACGCCUCUGCUGCGGCAAGAGUAGCUGCUGAGAAAGUGAAGCGCGCAGCACAGGCUGCUGCCGAAGCAGCCGCAGAGGCAGGAGAAGAGGCAGCGGCAGACUUCGCCGCCACAGCUGCCACUGAAGGGUCAGCCGAGGCAGCCGGAGAGGAAGCAGCCGAAACUGUAGCCGAAACAGCAGCUGAAUGCGGAGCUAAAGCCGGUGAACAGGAAGCGGAAAUGGCAGUGGGUGAAGCAGUCGAGAAGGCAGCGGAGAACGGAGUCUCGAAUCGUCUGGCGAGUGAUUAG